GUCUCCCUCCCUCCGCCCGGCGGAGCGGGCGGCGCCGCGGGGGCAGCGCGGAGACAGCGGCGGAGGGGAGGGAAAGAGAAAAAAAAAGAGGGAAAGAGGGAGCCCCGGGAACGGGCCACCAUGCCUCGCUGCGCGGCGCCCCCCCCUCCCCGCGCCUCCCGUGCCCCGUCCUGCGCGGCGCUGCGCGGGCGCCGCUGCGCGCGAGCGGUGGGAGCGCCUUAAAGGGGAGCUAAAUCCGCUUCUCCUCUGCGGUGGCUUCGCCCGCGGCCGCCGGGGCGGCUCAACAUGGCUUCCCCGCCGCACCAGCAGCUGCUGCAUCACCACAGCACCGAGGUGAGCUGCGACUCGAGCGGGGACAGCGUGGCCGUGAGGAUCAACCCCCGGCAGCACCAGGGCUGCGGCUCGGCCAAGCGCUGCAAGUACAGCAUCUCCUCGAGCUGCAGCUCCGGGGAGUCCGGGGGCACCCGGCGAGCGGCGGGGGGAGGCGGCACCGCCGGCUUCCGACGGCAGAAGAAGCUCCCGCAGCUCUUCGAGAGGGCUUCGUCCAAGUGGUGGAACCCCAAGUUCGAUUCCAACAACCUGGAGGAGGCUUGCAUGGAGAGGUGCUUCCCGCAGACCCAGCGGCGCUUUCGCUACGCCCUCUUCUACAUCGGCGUCGCCUGUCUCCUCUGGGGCAUCUAUUUUGGGGUUCACAUGCGGGAGAAGCGCCUCGUCCUCAUGGUGCCGGCCCUGAGCUUCCUUCUGGUGUGUGUAGGGUUUUUUGUCUUCACUUUCACCAAGGCUUACGCCCGCCAUUACGUCUGGACUUCGUUGGCGCUCACCCUUCUGGUUUUUGCUUUGACGCUGGCUCCGCAAUUCCAGGCGUUGAACCCUCUCUCAGGAAGCGGUGACAUGUCCAACCGGACUGCCCCGGACAAUCCCACAGACGUUUGUCUGUCUCAAGUAGGCAGUUUUUCCAUGUGUAUCGAAGUGCUCUUGUUGCUCUACACGGUGAUGCACUUACCUUUGUAUUUAAGCUUGUUUCUGGGACUGGCGUACUCCGUCCUCUUCGAGACCUUCGGGUAUCACUUCCGCGAUGAGAACUGUUUUGCGCCUCUGGGAGCCGGUGCCGUUUAUUGGGAGCUGUUGAGCAAAGCCUUCCUGCACAUCUGCAUCCACGCCAUCGGUAUUCAUCUAUUUAUCAUGUCCGAAGUCAGAUCGAGAAGCACAUUCCUGAAAGUGGGGCAAUCCAUCAUGCACGGAAAAGACUUGGAAGUGGAAAAAGCCCUGAAAGAGAGGAUGAUUCAUUCUGUUAUGCCAAGAAUAAUAGCCGAUGACUUAAUGAAGCAGGGGGAUGAUGAAAGUGAAAACUCCAUCAAACGUCAUUCCACCUCGAGCCCCAAAAACAGGAAGAAGAAGCCCUCCAUACAGAAAACCCCCAUAAUAUUCCGUCCUUUUAAAAUGCAGCAAAUAGAGCAAGUGAGCAUUUUGUUUGCAGAUAUUGUUGGCUUCACGAAAAUGAGCGCCAACAAAUCGGCCCACGCUCUGGUGGGACUCCUGAAUGACCUCUUUGGACGUUUUGACCGUCUGUGUGAGGACACUAAAUGUGAGAAGAUCAGCACUUUGGGGGACUGCUACUACUGCGUCGCUGGCUGCCCGGAGCCCCGGGCAGAUCACGCUUACUGCUGCAUCGAGAUGGGCUUAGGGAUGAUCAAAGCCAUCGAGCAGUUCUGCCAAGAGAAGAAAGAAAUGGUGAACAUGAGAGUCGGUGUUCACACUGGGACAGUCCUGUGUGGCAUUUUGGGAAUGAGGAGGUUCAAGUUUGAUGUGUGGUCCAAUGAUGUCAAUCUGGCCAACCUGAUGGAGCAACUCGGGGUGGCUGGAAAAGUCCACAUUUCGGAAGCUACUGCAAAAUAUUUGGAUGAUCGUUACGAAAUGGAGGAUGGAAAGGUGAUUGAGCGAGUUGGUCAGAGCGUGGUGGCCGACCAGUUAAAAGGUCUGAAGACAUAUCUGAUCUCUGGGCAGAAGGUGAAGGAGCCCCACUGCAGCUGCUCACAAGCACUGCUUCCCGCUGUGGAGCCCAGAGAUGGAGCCAGGGCACAGGGAGCAUCGUCAGCUGAGAACACCAGUGACCUGACGAAGACUCUCAAACAUGCAGAAAAACCGAAGCCUUGCCCUUCAUGUAGUACCACCCUUGCUCCCCACUGCGAUGUCAGCAUAGACGAAGGAGCUAUCCAAAAUGGUUGUCAGGAUGAGCAUAAAAACAGUACGAAGGCUCCAGGAGGACACAGUCCAAAAACCCAGAAUGGCCUUUUGAGUCCUCCACAGGAAGAAAAGCUCAGCAAUAGUCAAACCUCACUUUAUGAAAUGUUGCAAGAGAAAGGAAGAUGGGGCGGAGUGAGUCUGGAUCAAUCAGCUCUCCUCCCUCUGAGGUUCAAAAACAUCAGAGAAAAGACAGAUGCUCACUUUGUGGAUGUGAUAAAAGAAGAUAGCCUCAUGAAAGACUACUUCUUUAAACCGCCUAUUAACAAGCUGAGCCUGAACUUCUUGGAUCAGGAUUUGGAGAUGACCUACAGGACGAGCUAUCAGGAAGAGGUUAUAAGGAAUGCUCCAGUGAAGACCUUUGCCAGCGCUACCUUCAGUUCGCUCCUGGACGUGUUCCUCUCCACCACAGUCUUCCUCAUUCUCUCUGUCACCUGUUUCCUGAAACACGGAAUGGUUGCAUCCCCUCCGCCGCCCGCAGCAGUUGUGGUGUUCAUCAUCGCCAUCCUGCUAGAGGUGCUGUCCCUCAUCAUCUCCGUCAGAAUGGCGUUCUUUCUGGAGGAGGUGAUGACUUGCACCAAGCGUCUCCUGGAGGUGAUAUCUGGCUGGCUGCCUCGACAUUUCUUUGGUGCAAUCCUGGUUUCUCUCCCAGCUCUUGCAGUUUUUUCACACUUCACCUCUGAUUUUGAAACAAAUAUACACUACACCAUGUUUAUGUGUUGUGCGAUUCUGAUCACCAUUGUGCAGUACUGUAACUUCUGCCAGCUUAGCUCCUGGAUGAGAUCUCUGCUGGCCACCGUAGUAGGAGCAGUGCUGCUCAUUCUGCUCUACGUCUCCUUGUGUCCAGACAGCUCCAUGGAAACUUUUCACCUAGAGUUGGCACAGAACUUCAGCUCCAGAAAAAGCCCAUGCAACAGUUCGAUGCCGCGUGACAUGAAUAGGCCGGCAGACCUUAUCGGUCAGGAAGUAAUUUUGGUUUCCUUCCUUCUGCUCCUUCUGGUCUGGUUUCUGAAUCGAGAGUUUGAGGUCAGUUACCGCCUCCACUACCAUGGAGAUGUGGAGGCUGAUCUUCAUCGCACCAAAAUUCAGAGCAUGAGGGAUCAAGCUGACUGGUUGCUGAGGAACAUUAUUCCGUACCACGUGGCUGAGCAGUUGAAGGUCUCCCAGAGCUAUUCCAAAAACCACGACAGCGGUGGGGUGAUCUUUGCGAGUAUUGUGAAUUUCAGCGAGUUCUAUGAAGAGAAUUAUGAGGGAGGCAAAGAGUGUUACCGAGUCCUGAACGAACUGAUUGGGGAUUUCGAUGAGCUGCUGAGCAAACCGCACUACAGCAGCAUAGAGAAAAUCAAAACCAUCGGGGCAACCUACAUGGCUGCCUCGGGACUGAACACCUCGCAGUGUCAGGACAACAACCAUCCCCACGGACAUUUGCAGACCCUUUUUGAAUUUGCCAAAGAAAUGAUGCGAGUGGUGGAUGACUUCAACAACAACAUGCUGUGGUUCAAUUUUAAACUGAGGAUUGGCUUUAACCACGGCCCCCUCACUGCUGGGGUCAUCGGCACCACCAAGCUCUUGUAUGACAUUUGGGGGGACACUGUGAACAUUGCGAGCAGAAUGGACACCACCGGCGUCGAGUGUCGCAUACAGGUGAGUGAGGAGAGCUACCGCAUCCUAAACAAGAUGGGGUAUGACUUUGACUAUAGGGGGACAGUCAAUGUGAAGGGGAAAGGUCAGAUGAAGACCUACCUUUAUCCAAAAUGCAUGGACAAUGGGAUCGUGCCACAUCACCAGUUGUCUAUAUCUCCAGACAUUCGGGUUCAAGUGGAUGGCAGCAUUGGGCGAUCUCCAACGGAUGAGAUUGCCAACCUGGUGCCUUCUGUACAGAAUUCUGAUAAGAUAGCCCAUGGCACAGAUAACUCAGAAACCAAGGACAUCCUUCCUUCCACCAAGAAGCUUCAGAAAGACGCGGUGAGAGCAGAGGAGAGGUGCAGAUUUGGCAAAGCCGCGGAGAAGACUGACUGUGAGGAAGCGGGAACUGAGGAGGUCGAUGAACUGACAAAGCUAAAUGUCUCUAAGAGUGUAUGAUGCACUGUCAGAGUUGCAUGAAGUGCUCUGUCAAUAGAAACACACAGACAUUUGCAAUUGGCAGUUUUCUUUUUCAAGAGAGACCUUCUCAACACCUGGGCUGUACGUUUGUUUUCAUUUCAGCGCCUGACGCUGUGUGGAUCACAGCUCUUCAGGGCUUGUAUUCAUCCAUCUCUCUCCUCCAUGCCCCAAACCACAUCCCAAGCUCCCCAGCUCCCUGUGCAACCAUCUUACAGCUGAGUAGAGGAUAUUAAGUGCCUUCAGAUAUACUCCAUUGGACUCCCUGUCAAGGUACAGAGGCCCCAAGUGAAAUCAUAGCUUUGGGUAUUUAUCUAAUUUUAAAGAAAAGAAAAGCUGUGGUUAUAUCAUUUUUAUUGUUGUUUCUCACAAAACACUUUUUUUGGCUAAUGCAACUCCUUGGGUUUUUUAUAUCUCUCUGAACAAUGUUUUACUGUUAUCAGACCUUUUGUAUGUAAACACACAGACAAAUGUGCAUGUAUCUACCAUAUGAGACUGACAUAAAGUGCCAGUAACGUACCACAAAAGAAUGUCUUGGCGAGGAGAUGACACAAUUUGACUUUGUGUUGGGCUGGAAGAGGAGUACUGCAGUGGCUCAACAUUUACUUAGAAUAGGCUGAACAACUGCUGUAGUUUUAUUCUCCUUUACCAAUGCUUUCUUCAACCUUAAUGUGCCAUUGUGUGCUUUGGAUACACUUCUUUCCCGUAUAGCCAAUGAGUUACUGAUCUGUGGGAAUGGAAUAAGGGUUCGGACUUCACCAGCUCUCAGGACAGGUUUCCAGACGCAGAUGAGUGACCACGCGAGUGUUACAAUUCAGGUCUUACAAGUCUAAAGCAGUUCCGUGUUACUCCGUACCCUAGCUGAGUUUGCGAAGGUAGGUGAAGUUGGUAUCUCUAAGCUGGUCUGAUUUGAGAGAGAGAGAGAGAGAGAGAAAAGCAAAAUAAACGUUUUGGGAAUGCCUUUAUUUAUUUAUUUAUUUUAUUCCUGUUUUUAUUUUGUUCAGGGGGUUUUGUGUGCAUGCACGGAAGGGACCAGGAGAGAUGAAUUGUUAUUUGGUUUACUAAGAGUAAUCAGAUGGUAUUUCAGCCUCUUCGAACUACCAACCACUGUGAGGAUGUUACCUAGGCAAUACUUGUUUCAAAGCUGGUGAAACUUCUGAAGCCACCAAACGCAAUUUGAGCACCCCAGCUUCCCUCUGUACCCAAUCAAUGGUGCUGCACAAUGUUCUUCAGGAUUUUUUUUCCCCUACACUGUGCUUUUGCAGCAGGGAAUAGAACAGCAUGCUGAGAACAUGCCGCUGUGCCGCUGAGAGCAGGAAUAGGGAAAAAUGUCCUUUCUAGUAAUAGAAGCACAAUAAUUUCACAGUCCUGCAGAUGACUCUGUGCGGGUCCCGGGGACAGGAGACCUGCGGGAGCCCAGGAACUUGCUUGCACAGGGGGACCUGCAGGAUGGGGGCCUUAGACUACACUAGUUUGCCCUCUGCAUGCUUCCAUCGCCAUUCACUUACAUCUGAUGCCCUGCUUUGGGUAAUAUUAAUUAUUCAACUAUUCCACUUCCACGAACUCCUUGUGACACCAAAUAAAAUGGAAGAAUUGUUAUGCCCCAAAUAAAUUCAUUAGUCAGGGGAGAGCUGGUGGAUGCAGUGCUGUGCUGGCUGCGUGUUGGUGUGGGCUUCCAUUCUUUCUUUCCUUCUGGACUGAGGUCAGAACAUGUUGAUACUUCUUUUUACUCCCAGUGUGAUUUUUGACGUUUUGGUAAUAAAUCUGUACUUUGUGAAGCUCCCAUUCAGCUGUUUGAGACCCACCUACACUCCACGGUCAGCACCGAGCCCUUGAAGCCUUUGACAAACGUCAGUCCAUGAGAUUUCUGGAUCUCAGUGAGUUAACAAGACUCUGCACAAGGUUCUCACAAAAAAGCUGCUGUUUAUGCAUAUCUAAAUGGUGUUUGGUAUGAAAGCUAUUUACAGGUUAUCGUACAGCACACAAAAAAGCAGGAGAUGCUCAUCCCCUGUCACCCAUGAUGUGACCUGGUCAGAGGCUAUUCCUGACAAGCAACAAUAUGAAGUUUUUAUCCGUGCGCGGUUUUACAGCAGCCUUCCUUCUCUGUAGAUUAAAACUCAUCCCCUUCUACCCUCCUCUCCUCCUAGUGGGUUGCACUCCCGACUUUCAGGUAGUAUAACUCUGCAAAUACCUCUUGCAUCUGAAGAAUGUAUUCUUGAAACCAUUCUUAGGGUUCUCGUUUCAGUUAAGUGUGUGUCAGUAUUUCUUUUCUUGCAGUAGAGGAGUUAUUGUGGUCCAGAAAUGUUUACACGCCUUCUAGUGUUAUAUCGGAGUCUCAAAGUCUCCCUUUCUCUUCUCCCCGUAUUAUAGACUGAUUUUCUCUCUCAUUGAUCAGCUGUGUGCAAUGGCAGAGUUCAGUCGAGACGCGCCGGCUUCCCUCUUGCGUGAAAUGCUACACAAUCACUAAACCUCCACCAGCAACAGCCCUGCGCCGCGUGAGAGGUUUGCACCCUGUGGUUAAACCUGCAAGGAGAUGGUGCUGGAGGAGGGCCCCGCGCCCAGAGCACCUUUCUUUGCGUUAAUCGAGCAAUGCAGAAUACAAAAGCCUCAUCCUCCAGCCCAUACAGUAAAUAACACUCCUGUGCUGUCGUGAUGUGGUGCUGCGGGUGUAGUGUUGGGUUUCUGGUAACAUUAGAAUACCAAAAAAAAAAAUACCAGGGUCUUUUCUUCAUUGGCACUCAGCAAAUAAAGUGAAGAGAGAAGUAUUAGUGGACUAUGAAAUCGCGGGCUGUUGUCUGCUUGGGGACCUGCAGACCUUACUCUGCCUUAACUCUGAGGCUGAGUCGUGGGAGGUUGAGUAGCUGGUGGUGCCUGUGUUUGCUUAUUGCCCCCAGGACAGCAGCAAGCACGCAGCAACUACAACUGCAAGCCUCCUUUUGGAAGGUUUAAAUCUUCUCUUUGAUAGAGCAUAGUAAGGAAUUAAGAAGCUAAGCUGUAAAUGUGUGGUUUGGCUGAUGAGGUCUUCCCAGGCACAAGGAGCUAGGAGAGAGUUUAUUUUCUGUUGUAAAUCAGUGGAAGCUGAACCUUUACGCCUUCUCUUUGUACCCUUGAAAAGAUGUCCCAGUACUGGCAAAAAUGAUCCUGGAGGCGUUUUUAAUGGUAUUGUGCAGCUCCUCUCUGCAGCUGUGACACGUGUGCGCUUGCAGGAGGCCGUGAGCAAAGUUCGUUUCAUUAACAUAUCUUUUGUGCUCGUUCUGUCAGUGCCAGCACCAUUCCAACACCGCGUAGAAGUUGCAGAGCUGGCCAGGUACCUGCAAGAAUGCUCGUGCAGUUCCAUGCUUCCUAUUUACAGAGGGUUCAAAUAGUGAUUUUAAAACUACCUGGGGCAGGGGUGAAAGAUUGCUGAACGUUCACUAGUGCCGUGUUGCCUUCUGCCACGGUUCACUCGCAGGAGCCGCUCUGGAGCGUUGGAGUAAUGAGGAACAUGUUGAAUAUUUACUGCGGUGAUGUCUUGAUCUGCUGCUAACACAUAAAAAUGCUUGAUUUUCUCCCAGCCGCGUCUGCGAGACAGAUUUCUCAUUCAAAAACAAGUAAAUGGCAUUCCUGUUGAUUUACUUGCUGGCAUUUGACUUUGAAAGAACAGAUUUGCCUGUUAUUUCCCAGGAUGGGAGGUUGUUCUCCUUUGCUGGAGGUAGCGGGAGGUUUGCGGCUCCUGUGUGUCCAAACGCAGUACAGGAGGGUUGUUAAGAUGACACAAUGAGGGGGGAGAGGGUGGAAUCCCCAAGGACUUUACAAAAAAAAAGAGUAUUUGGAUAUUCUCACUUCAGGGCGUCAGAAAGGAGGCACCCGAAGCAAAAACGAAAGGAGCUACACGACAAACACUGUGCCCAUUCCAGCAUUUAGCUAAGGAAGAGCCUGUUGUUGAUUAAAGAGCCAGGCUCUUAGGGUUUCUUGCAUUCGAAAAUCGCUAAUUCUAACCCGCUUUUGAAACUUUAAUUCUGAAUACAACAAAAACGCAUUGCAAGAGAGCUGUUAUUAACUUCAUGUCUUUGUUUUGCAACAUCACCUGAUGUUGAGAGCACCUGGGGUUGGAUAUAAAGGAUCAGCUGUUUAACUGUGCAGCUUUUGGGGUGGCGAGUGUGCCGGAUUUAAAGACUGUGUCUCUUUUCUCCUUUCUUCCCUGCUUUUGUAUUGUUUGCUCGGUCUGGAUGGGAUGUGGAAAUGGUUCUUACCUCCCUACUCCUCGCCUUCAGCACUGCUCAGCGAGGUUUGAACCCUGUUGCUGCCUGGUCUCGCCUUUGGAUGCUGCUGUCACUGCUGUUUGAUUCUGUUUUCUGAUGUUCAGGGGAAGAGUGCGUUUGCUUUGGUAUCUCGGUCCAUUUGCCCAAUCACAGCUGCGGCUUUCUGCUUGUGUUGAUGUUAAGCUGUUUGACAGAAGAUGCAGAAGAGCAGCAGGCACCUCCCAGUGGUUAUUGAACAAUUCUGUGAAAAAAUACAUUUUUCAUCAUACCAAAAGUGGGGGAAAAAAAAAGGUUUCAUUGCCCUGAAUAACAGGGUAAGAAAUAAACUUCAGUGUUUAAUGUCAGUGUUGGGAUUCACUGAAGCAGCAGUCCUGUGUUAGUUAAAUAUUACAAAACUGCUAAAAAUGCAGUCAUAAUUUAUUGAUGUGACUUUCCAAAAUGCUAAGGAUGUUGCAGGGGUGGUUUGAUUCUAAAUAUGGAAUAAUUUACCUGUGGAGCAGUUGAGGUGGAGGUGCAGGGAUCCCCCAGCGCCACGGCGCUUCCACCUCUGUGCCCAGCAGCUGCGCAAACCCUGCUGGGGUCUCGAGGUGAUACAGACACUUGGUAUGUGGAACUGUAUGUGGAACGCCAGUCCGGACAGGAAAGUCGUUUAUUCUAUUUUUUUUUUCCUUUUGAGUUCCCUAUACAGGCUAUAUCAGUCCUUGUUUUGAUUUCUAAGGGAGCAACAUCGAUGGGGAAACCCCUGAAGUGGUGUUGGUUGUUGCUGAGAGUAUCCUGCCCUGCCGGCAGUGGCAAAGUUCUGCAGCGCACUCUAAAACAGGUGGGAAUGAUAACAUUUACACAGCAAUUCCUGCAGACACUGCAGUUGUUCAGCGUUUAGUUUGGGUGGUGCAACGGUCUGAAGGUUUUUCUGUCAAGAGCUGUGAAACUAUAGACCAUUUUUGGAGUAUUGUCUCCAGUUCUGGAAUCCUCAACAUAAGAAGGAGAUGGAGUUGUUGGAACGGAUCCAGAAGAGGCUACAAGGUGAUCCAAGGGCUGGAGCACCUCCCAUGAGGACAGGCUGAGAGAGUUGGGGCUGUUCAGCCUGGAGAAGAGAAGGUUCCGAGGAGAUCUUAUAGUGACCUUCCGGUACCCGAAGGGGCUACAGGAAAGCUGGAGAGGGGCUGUUCACAAAGGCGUGUGGUGAUAGGACGAGGGGCAAUGGGGAUAAACUGGAGAGGGGCAGAUUUAGACUGGACAUAAGGAGGAAUUUCUUCAUGAUGAGAGUGGGGAGGCCCUGGCCCAGGCUGCCCAGGGAAAUUGUGUCUGCCCCAUCCCUGGAGGUGUUCCAGGCCAGGUUGGAUGGGCCUUGGGCAGCCUGAGCCAGUGGGAGGUGUCCCUGCCCAUGGCAGGGGGGUUGGAACUGAAUGAUCUUUAAGGUCCCUUCCAACCCAAACCAUUCUAUGAUUUUCUGCUAAAAUAUACCAGAACUGCAAGGGAAUCCAGAGUGGUGGAAGAGUGCGAUCUGCGGAAACGCUGUGGGACACAGUGCAGUGAUGGGGGUUUGGCUCGCUGGGCAAACGUAUGUGAUGCUCUGCACAGUACCGUGUGCUUCCAGGUCUGAAAUCAGUGAGAAAAGGAGGAGGUGAACAUGAAACAAGGAUUGUUUUGUAAAUCUGCUAUAACGCCACACUCUGAACUCUGUCCGGAGUGAUGGGAAGGAGUUUUGUCAGUGAAAAUGGAACACCAGGAGCAUGUUGUGGAGCUUCUUGUCUCUGUUUUUUUAGGGCUCGUUUGAAAUGAAAAGAGGUUCAAGUAGAAAAUAAAAUAAGAGUGAAAACAUAUUGUGUCUUAACAGCAAUUCAGUUUGAGUGGUGCCAUGGGGAGACGUUCUGAGGUCCUUUAUAGAUAUCAGGUAAAGCUCUGGUAGGAAAGAAAAAGAAUCAUAGAAUGGUUUGGGUUGGAAGGGACCUUAAAGAUCAUCCAGUGCCAACCCCCUGCCAUGGGCAGGGACACCUCCCACCGGAAGAGCGCAAGUGGUCUCUAUAAAAGCUUUCUCAAGUCUUUAUCAGGCGAACUGAACUUCAGACGAGUGGCUGGGCUAUGCGGUGAGUGUGGCAGCGUUUGCUCCUCACCGUCGAGAGUCAGCAUUAGCUUUUGAGAAAGAAGAUUACUUUGGUUAAAUUAGAACAGUAGAAGUAAUUCGAAGCUUUUUCUCCUUGGUGCUUUAUUCUAACUGCUAACCAUUUGCUCUCCUACCCGAGCCGCCCGCAGGCUGGCGAGGAGCAGGAGGCAGGCGCCCGGCGUUUCCUCGCACACCCCUCCAGACGCAAUACGUUUAACACCAUUUUCAGCAGCUGUUCCGCAGGCGCGUCUCCAAGUUGGGAAUUGGUGUCGAGGAAGCAGUCGGUCAUGUUUUACACUGCUGGAAAGGCCCCGAGGCUGCUGCGUUGGCUUCUCGUGCCGUAGCCUUUACGUGGUUGGUCCUGUUCUCUCCCUGUUUUCUGGCUCACUGCAGCAGCACGUAUUUUAAUGUCCAGAAGCGGCAGCGUUCACUGAAUCUGAAGAGCUGCAGAGAAGGUCAGGGCUGGGAACGGCUACUUAGAUGAGUUUCAGCUCUAACCGGUGCUGCUCUAACCAGUUUGUCAUCAGCAAUGAGCAGGAAUGUGCAGUGGAAGUCAGAGCUGAGCACCCCCACAGGUGACAGCUGCCAUCACCGCCGCUCGCACACCCCUUAUUUCAGCAUUGAUUCUCAAUCCUGCAUCAGAUGAGUCAAAACAAAGCAACUUUCUUGAGCUUUUCCUUCUUUUCUCCAUUAAUCACUGAUGUCUUUGCUUGGUUCUAACUUAAUGCAUUGCCUAACCAUUAGUUUGGAAUUGAAAGAGAGGUUUGUAUUUAGUUGUUGUUGAAAGCUCUAAGUUCAGGGAGAACGCAGUACGUGCUACAUCUGCGGGUCUGUCCAGAGGGAAAAUGCCAUUUCAGUGUCUUUGAAACUUUGCCUUUAUUCAAGUGAGACCAGAACUCCAUUUGUGGUUUGUUCCUAGUAUGAGCAGGGUAUCCACCGUGCCCCUGCCCCUGGAAACUUGUCCAAAGGAGGGGUUUGCUCUAUUGCAGUGGUCUGCUCUACAUCGCUGCCUGAACCAGGAUUUGGCCACUGUGCGGGUACUGGCACAGUCCCAUCGGCUCCAUCAGACAUUUCUCUUAAUGUCUCAGAAGUCCACUGUUGCCAUAACCUUCCCCAGUUUUAUUUCUUACUUCUAGAGGCCAUAUGAGAUAUCUAUCCAUCUAUCUAUCUAUCUAUCUAUCCAUCUAUCCAUCUAUCUAUCCAUCCA
Molecule: messenger RNA, 11893 nt
Organism: Cuculus canorus (common cuckoo)
Lineage: Eukaryota; Metazoa; Chordata; Aves; Cuculiformes; Cuculidae
Gene: ADCY9
Product: adenylate cyclase 9
Exons: 10
Coding region: 286-4323 (1345 amino acids)
Biological process (GO): cyclic nucleotide biosynthetic process; adenylate cyclase-activating G protein-coupled receptor signaling pathway; intracellular signal transduction
Molecular function (GO): adenylate cyclase activity
Source: RefSeq, a predicted model, not a curated record